Messenger RNA from Spinacia oleracea (spinach), 432 nucleotides. RefSeq names its product S-protein homolog 1-like. The coding region runs from base 1 to 432 and encodes 143 amino acids. The transcript has a single exon. NCBI's taxonomy places the organism in Eukaryota, Viridiplantae, Streptophyta, Magnoliopsida, Caryophyllales, Amaranthaceae. The record is from RefSeq and is a predicted model, not a curated record.
AUGUUGAAACUAUUAGUAGCCAUAAUAUUAACUUUAGGAGUCGCAGAUCAACCAUUAGUGGCAUCUUGGAGUAUAUUGCCAGCAAGAUAUUGGGUAAAAAUAGAGAAUGGAUUAAGUAAGGAUAUUCUGGAUGCACAUUGCAUCGGAGGUGGUAAAAAAAUUACUGAUCUAGGGCUUCAACAUAUUCCACUGAAUAGUAAUUUCAACUGGACAUUCAAAAGCGAGCUUUGGAAAAAGGUUGCUUAUAAUUGUAACUUGACAUCGCCUAGCAAUGGUCAUUUAUAUUACGAAGCAUAUGAAAAUGAUCAAAGUUUUGAGGAUAGGUAUUGUGGGGGUCGUCAUUGUACUUGGAAAGCGGCUGAUGAUGGUUUAUAUUUGUAUCACGAUAAGAAAAAGAGAUAUAUUCGUUUGGGAACCUGGGAUAAACCAUAG